UUCUGGAUCGGCAGUCAAGCGGAAGCCUCGCAACGCGACACACACCUGACUCGAGACUUGCUUCGACUCCACAGACGGCAGAUGCUGCAUCGGCCAAGAGAAGCUUUAACAGAAGUCACAGCAGCGGCAGCAUCAGCAGCAUCAACAAAUAGCUGGUAGCAGCAAAACGAUAACAUGAGGGCAGUCAUAUUAUUGCUGUGCCUUUGUCUCUCUCUUGCUGAGAUAACAGGCGUCGUCGGCAAGAGACUACGGCGGUCGAAGGUGAGGGGGACGCCGCAGAAGGAAAAGUUCGCAGGUGACUUGACAGCUACGAACUCGUCUGCCAGGGCCCUCUGCCUGAGGGGCCUCAUCAACACCUGCCAGGUCCAGGGCGGCGUGUGUGUCAUGAAGGGCAAGUGCGCAAGAUCAGCCAGGAUCCUCCAUGGUAUCGGGUGUCAACCAUGCACCUGUUGCAUCUCAGCUCCACCACCAACUGGAUGCUCACCGAGCCAAGCCUGCAGCGCCAAUUUCGGCGUGUGUUCCUACCAAUGUCUGCCGGGCGCCGCCGCCCUCCCCGGCCUGUGUGGCCGCCCGGACUGCUUCUGCUGCGUGACGGGCUGCCACGACACACAGCCCUGCAUCGCCCUUCACGGAAAAUGCAUCAGUACUCACAACACGUGUGUAGGGACGGUUAAGACCGGCCUGUGUCAGGGGUCCGGCUGUGUGUGCUGCAUUCCUUCCCUUCCUCCUCCCACCUGCGGCCUCGAUGAGAGCUGUAAGCACCACGACGGAGUGUGCAAGUUGGACUGUACAAAUAAUGAGAAAUAUAUUCCUGGCGCCUGCUUAAAGAAAGAUUGCAAGUGCUGUGUUAAAGGCCCGGAGUGCCCUCCGAAGAAAGGCUGCGACCGCAAGAAUGGAGUCUGCAGGAAGUACUGUCAUGAUGACGAGGAGAAACACUACGAGGGCUGCGGCCACAAGGGCUGUGUGUGCUGCGUCCGCAAGCAUUAUCCACCACCCCCUAACAAUGGUUACAAUCCACCACCACAUCAUAAGCCUGAUUACAAGUCUGAGCAAGGCGGCGGUGAUGAGUACAGGCGUCGCGAUGUUGGUGGCGGGAACAGUGGAGAGUGCAGCGCCACGCAGGAGUGUCUGGAGAAGGAGGGAGAGUGCAGGGAGACUUGCAACACUGGGGAGAAGGAGCUUGAAGGCGGUUGCACAGGCGAGGCCGGGUGCAGGUGUUGCUUUACUUAGCAGAUGCCCCCUGUACCCGCUCCUGGCACUGUACCCGCUCUAGUCCUUGAGAACUCUUGAGGGACGAACAUCGUAGCACUCAAGAGUCCUUCAACAGAUAUACAGCAACACUCUUACAGACAGACAAGACGGCCAAGACAACACAACAGGAACAUUGACUGAAAAUCUCUAGCAAAUGCAACAAAAACACGAACCUGGAACAAGGACAAGAGCCUGCAACAAAGACACGAGCCUGCAGCAAACACAACAAGGACACGAACCUGCAACAAAUACAAAAAUGACAUAAUCCUGCACCAAGAACACGAGCCUACAACAAAUACAACAAGGACAUGACCGUACACCAAGGACACGAGCCUACAACAAAUACAACAAGGACAUGACCGUACACCAAGGACACGAGCCUACAACAAAUACAACAAGGACAUGACCGUACACCAAGGACACGAGCCUACAACAAAUACAACAAGGACAUGACCGUACACCAAGGACACGAGCCUACAACAAAUACAACAAGGACACGAUGACAAAUGACUGUAAUUUUCUAAAAAAAAAAAAAAAUUGUGUUAUGGUUAAAGAGUAAGUAGAGAGAUAGAGCUGGGAACGUUAGAAAUGUGGUGUUUAGGAGCGCACACAGACAGUCUUUGUUUUGACGACUGAAUACCCCAAAAGAAGACUUCCCCGGCUGCAGCCACGAUUCAUCAAGUAUUUGUGCGUCCACUUGCGAAACCUUUACAUCUUUGUAAACUGUUUACGAGCUGGGAAAGAUCACAACCCAAGGUUAUUAUUGUUAUACACAACCACAUAGUGCUUUGGAGCUCGUAAGAUCAAAUGUAAACUAAAUAUUACAUGUAAACAAUGUAAAUUAAGCCACCAUAAUUGUUGAAAGAUGUAUAGGUUUCGUAAAUUAUUUGUGUAGAUUAUUGGUGAAUCCUGGGCGUGGGUUUGUGCACCGAAAAGAUCAAUGUGAGAAUAAUAAAUGUACUGUUUCUGGCAUGCAAUAUGUGUUGGUGUUAUUGUCAUAACAUUUGCUUGAGUCACCGCUUAUUAGUUACUAAAAAGAACAGUUUUCUUUGGUUUACUGCCGAAUGACAAAGUUUGUAAAACUUAACAAAUAAAGUUUAACACUAAGUUUAAACAAGUUACAUAGCUACAUGUGAUGCAAGUUCCUAUUUCUUGAAUUUUAAUACUUAAACAAAUAGUCAGUAUCUUUAGAUCAAAGGGAAGCUGUUGGAUACGCUGGUUUUGUAAUAUCUUUUUUUUACGCAAUAAAAAUUUUGUUUUGAA
Molecule: messenger RNA, 2514 nt
Organism: Procambarus clarkii (red swamp crayfish)
Lineage: Eukaryota; Metazoa; Arthropoda; Malacostraca; Decapoda; Cambaridae
Source: RefSeq, a predicted model, not a curated record